CAGAUUAUUGCAAGCAAUGUUUUACAAGUGCAAGCUAAACAGAUUCUACAGUCUUUGAUUCAGGACUAGCCUACUCAUCGAAUAACUCUGUGUACACUGCUGAAAUAUAUGCAACGAUUUAUUUACAAAAAAGCUUGCCACUGCUGCAAAUGUGCAAAUUACGAGCUUUUCUACCAUAUUGCCCAAACCUAGUUGCAGAAAGAUCGUUUGUCAGUACAGCUGAUCUUCUUUAAUAGGCCCACAAUUAGCCUCACCUGGGAACAUUCCGAUCAAUGCUGCACUCCAUGCGCCCUAACGGUCUGCUCAUAAAAAUGUUGAAUAAAGCUUAUUAGGCAGAAUCUUUGUGAAUAGGUUAAAAAAACUUACUGCGUAUGCUCACAUUGUUCAUACAUGCAAUGUCAAAUUAUAUUCUUUUGUGGGAUGAAUUUCGAAUAUUAAACAAACAUUGGCUUCAGCACAAUUAUUUGAAUAUUUGAAUUAAAGAACAGUUGGCAUUGACAAAUGAAAUAUCAAAUAUAAAAAAAACUAUGUUCGGUCCAGGUCUGGUAAACAACCAUAUCACCGAUAUCAGUCUACAACACGCACACAAUCGUGAAUGAAAGAAAGUUCACAAUUUCAGCCAGUGGUGGGAUAAUGUGUACUCUGUAAGUCCGCAGUACCUUGAGAUGACUUGAGACGGGUGGGGGCGUCGGGUCCUUUAGGGGCAACUGUUUCCUCCUUCGCUGCUCCUCGGCGGUGUCGGGUCACACAAACGUCCCACAGGGCGAGACUUGAUUCUGGAGACACUGCCGCGAGGAAGCGACUGCGAAGCAGGUGACGGAUUCUCCUGCACAGAAGGCUGUUUCAGCUAGAGAAAGUUCCGCACCCGCGCAGAGAUGCUGUGAGGACGGCGACGCAAGUUUGGUGUUUGGAACAGCUCACGCUUGGGAGCUAUAUCUCACAUAAUUCUCCUGUAACGGGCAUUUUUGCUGGUGUGCGGGGACUGCUGGCGUUUGCGUUUAUAUUUGUUUAUUUCCUCACUAAAACGCCGGCACAGACGAGAUGCAACAGUCGACGGUCCCACCAACCGCCACUACCGUUCUCGACCCUGCAGAGCAGUUUGUGAAGAGGCGCAGAACAGCCCUGUGGUUUACUGUUUCUCUGCUGCUCCUCUCUGUGGUGAUCCUGGUGGUGGGCCUGGUGUCUGCCACACGCACCGGGAACGUGGCCGUAGCGGGACACUACCCUGGGAUCAUUCUGAGUUUUGGAUCCUUCCUCGGGAUUGUGGGAAUUAACCUGGUGGAGAAUCGGAGACCCAUGCUUGUGUCAUCCAUCAUCUUUGUCAGUAUUGGCGUGGUCGCCGCCUUCUUCUGCGCUAUUGUGAAUGGGAUCAUUGCGGCUGAGUUUAUCGACAGGAGACCCCUGCUGGAGAACAGGUGUGAGUUCUACUCCAGUGGGUACGCCUAUGACAACUACUACACGGAGGUGACCUGCUACUCGUUCAACAGCAAGUGUAAGAUCAGAGUGAAAACCAACACCUGCUACUGCUGUGACCUACAUAGCUGUGAAAGUCCGGACGACCACUCGCAUUAUUACGAGUACACGGGCGUGAACAGCUGCUCGGACGUGGUGCACCUCUACCGCCUCCUCUGGUCCUCAGUGGUACUGAACAUCCUGGGCUUGCUGCUGGGCAUCCUCACUGCAGCCGUAUUGGGAGCGUUCAAAGACAUCAGCCCCGCCCCCCAGACAUCGCCCAGCCUGGCUCCGCCUCCGCACAUCCUGUACAAUCCCACGCAGCAUAUGCUGACCUACGCUGGAUUCUGCCCGUCCAAUCAGGCACUGCCCGCGUACCCAAAUUACCCGCUGCCCAUGCAGCACCAUGGCAACUACCAGCCCCCGCCUCCGGCAGCACCGCCCGCCCCCGAGGCACCAGCGUCCCCAUCCGAAGAGAGCCAGGCCCCCUCGCAGGCCUCAUCCAGCUACAUGCUGACCCCAAACGCACCCGUGCUUUAUGGGAUGUCUUACGGCCCCUGUGAGAAGCCCCCGCCCUACGCUUGCUGAGUGAUCAGAAUCUUUGAUCCCUCUCCAGUGACGUGCCCCCCCCCCUCCCCCCACCCCUGUGGUCUCGUGGAGUGGAACCAUGCACGAGCAGUUGGUGUGGCCGGUUCCCUCCUGAAGAAACCAAAUCACCUUGGUAACAUCGAUACAGGGCAUUCACCUUAUUUAACCCUUUGAAGAGUAGGGUUUUUCAAAAUUCUAAGUCUGCGUUUCACUAUCGCUUUCAAUCACCAGUAGUGCUUGUUACAUCAGCAUUAGAUUGGUCAGUUAAGGAUGUUCUAAUCACAUAUUAGACUAUGUGACCCCUUAUACCUUAAAGGGUUAAAAGCAUGCCGUGCCCCUCUCUGACUUGACCUGUUGGUUACACUUCAGCCAUUUCAGUUAUAUAUAACAUUUCCAUACUUUUACCUUGCCAACAGGCGGCCGGGCCAACAUUGGCCAUCGACCAAUUCAUCAGUCAUCAGUUUAAUGUUCGUUUCGCCAUCUAUGCCAUGGGGCUGCCACAGUGUACUUUAUAGAUGCGUCACGACAUAGGGGCGACAGCUCAGGAGGUAAGACCGAUUGUCUGGCAGUCGGAGGGUUGCCGGUUCAAACCCCGCCCUGGGCAUGUCGAAGUGUCCUUGAGCAAGACACCUAACCCCUAACCCCUAACUGCUCUGGCAAAUGAGAGGCAUCAAUUGUAAAGCGCUUUGGAUAAAAGCGCUAUAUAAAUGCAGUCCAUUUACCAUUUACCAUCACAGAAAAAAUAUUUUGUGAAUAUAAAGCAUGACUGGUUACAACCGCCCGUCACUGAAGCCACAGACACACAAUGUUUUAGGCAAAGCCCUUAGAGGACAAAUCUUUCGUAAUCCCACUUUUCACAGUUAUUUUUCAAAUUUAUUCAGGAACGUGGCCAACUUGCUGUACUCUGAAACCUGUGCUCAGUUUGGGAGAAAGAAGCUGCCUCUUCAGGUUUUUAAGUGUCCUGUGAGCUUCAGUCUCUCAUACCACAGUUCCAUGUCCUUCAGUCGAUGCCAGACUUGUGUGUGGGUAAGACUAUUAAACCGACAAAGGUGAAACUUAAAAAUAUCAUUUAAGAUUAGGCAGUGCUUUAGUCUGUAAAAAUUUAGAACUUUAGAGUGAAAUGUGUCUUAAACAUCAUCUUGAACUACAGUAGCAUCUGCAUAUCAUCUGAAUGUAAAAAAUAAGGAACCUUGCAACUGGUUAGAAAUGGAUUUUGAGUGAAUCCUGUGUUUGCAAUCACUUGGGACUCUUGUGUUCUGAGUUUUUGGUAAUAGUGUGCUUGUGUGGAGUGCUUAAGUGCAGCGCAGGUAUUUGGCUCUCAUAUGUGAUCAGUCCCCCCCCCCAUGUGUUCUGCUUUUAGUGUGCACUCAUAGGCGCCCCCUGGUGGUGUACAGGUCCUGGUGAGUACUCCUACCAUCAGGCUCUGCAGAAGAACUCAAAUGAAACAAACACCUCCUAUGGACCAUGCAGUGCCUAAUUAUUAAUGGGCAAAAAAAUAAAUAAAUGACAUGUGGUUUUUAAUUUGCUUCAAAAUGGAGAAAAAAAAGAAAAAAGUUUUCAAUCACAAAACAUUUUACAGCGCUUGUUUUCCAGUAUUUUUCAACAGGUGUGUUAUACAUUGUGUUAUACCAUUUAUAAUGAAAUCACUAGCAACUUAUUGCAUUUGAGUUAUGGUGUUAUGAGAACUUGAAUGAAUGAAGAACCUCUGGAGGUCUUUAACUCUGGGGUUCCACUGUACUAUCAUCUGAUGAGCGGCUAUUAAACUAGAGUUCCACUUGUCCCUAUCUCAA
Molecule: messenger RNA, 3830 nt
Organism: Anguilla rostrata (American eel)
Lineage: Eukaryota; Metazoa; Chordata; Actinopteri; Anguilliformes; Anguillidae
Product: transmembrane protein 255B
Exons: 9
Coding region: 1042-2040 (332 amino acids)
Source: RefSeq, a predicted model, not a curated record